Acinonyx jubatus (cheetah) is the source of this 3048-nucleotide messenger RNA. It is a transcript of the gene RIPK1, whose product is annotated as receptor interacting serine/threonine kinase 1. NCBI's taxonomy places the organism in Eukaryota, Metazoa, Chordata, Mammalia, Carnivora, Felidae. The coding region runs from base 499 to 2502 and encodes 667 amino acids. Gene Ontology annotation, biological process: signal transduction; protein phosphorylation. The transcript is spliced from 11 exons. Gene Ontology annotation, molecular function: ATP binding; protein binding; JUN kinase kinase kinase activity. The record is from RefSeq and is a predicted model, not a curated record.
CUCGCCGGUCCCAGCGCACUUAAGUGACACGCAGAGGGCGCAGACACCGGACCUAGCCUGCAGGAGCACGGCGGUCCUGCCGGGCCUACAUCUCCAGGUGCGCGAGCCCGCUGUCCCGCUGGGGCGAGGGAGCCGGGGCCGCGCGGCAAGACGCGCGCUGACCAGCGGGGCCCACGGCGCCGGGCGCGGCGAGCCACUCCGCGGCCCGGCCUCCCCGAGUCUGACGGGCUCUGUCCCCGGUGACCACCUCUGUCAGGCUCGGGCGUCGGCCCCCUGCUCGCUCCGGCUAGACUGUCGCGACGUCGGAGUAAUUCCGGAGUCUCCCACCGCCAAUUCUUCCCUUACCCAGGCCUCGGGAAAUUUGCCGCGGAAACGAAAGUAAAUUAAGUCUGGGUGCGUCUGCGCGGAAGGAGCGGCUGCCACAUCCAGGGCACAUCUCCGAAGGGGGAAAAAGUGGUGCAUUUUUGGACAUUCUGAGGCUUCAUAAGGAAACCAGACAUGUCCUUGGAUGACAUUAAGAUGAAAUCUAGUGACUUUUUGGAGAAGGAGCAUCUUGACAGCGGGGGCUUUGGAAAGGUGUCUUUGUGUUUACACAGAUCCCAUGGACUCGUAAUCCUGAAAAAGGUGUACACAGGCCCCAAGUGUACUGAGUACAACGAGUCCCUCCUUGAGGAGGGCAGGAUGAUGCACAGGCUGAGACAUAAUCGGGUGGUGAAGCUCCUGGGUGUCAUCUUAGAAGAAGGAAACUACUCCCUGGUGAUGGAGUACAUGGAAAAGGGCAACCUGAUGCACGUUCUGAAAGCGGAGGUCAGUAUCCCCCUUUCUGUAAAAGGAAGGAUAAUUAUGGAAACCAUUGAAGGAAUGUGCUACUUACAUGGAGAAGGAGUAAUACACAAGGACCUAAAGCCUGAAAAUAUCCUCGUUGAUGAUGACUUUCACAUUAAGAUAGCUGAUCUUGGCGUGGCUUCCUUUAAGACGUGGAGUAAACUGACUAAAGAAGAAAAUAAUGAGCAGAGAAAAAUGAAUAAUAGCGCCCCUAAGAAAAAUGGUGGAACCCUCUGCUACAUGGCCCCUGAGCAUCUGAAUGACAUCAACGCAAAACCCUCAGAGAAGUCAGAUGUAUACAGCUUUGGCAUAGUACUUUGGGCAAUAUUUGCGAAUAAGGAGCCAUAUGAAAAUGCUAUCUGUGAGCAGCAGUUGAUAAUCUGCAUUAAAUCUGGGAACAGACCAAAUGUGGAAGACAUCAUUGAGUACUGCCCAGAGGAGAUUAUCAGCAUCAUGAAGCAAUGCUGGGAGGCGGAUCCAGAAGUUCGGCCAACAUUUGCUGGUAUUGAAGAAAAAUUUAGGCCUUUUUAUGUAGAUCAAUUAGAAGAAAAUGUAGAAGAGGAUGUGAAAAGUUUAAAGAAAGAGUAUCCAGACCAAAAUUCAUUUGUGAAGAGAAUGCAUUCUCUCCAGAUUGACUGUAUAGCAAUACCUCCAAGCAGGUCAAAUUCAGCCCCAGAACAGCCCAGUUCUCUGCACAGUUCACAAGGGCUUGGGAUGGGCCCUGUGGAGGAAUCCUGGUUUGCUCCCUCCUUAGAGUACCAGCAGGAGGAGAAUGAGCUCAGCUUGCGGAGUAAACUCCAGGAGGAAGCCAACUACCAUCUUUAUGGCAGCCGCAUGGACAGGCAGACAAAGCCACUCAGACAGAAUAUGGUUUAUAAUAGAGAGGAGGAAAGGAGACGAAGGGUCUCCCAUGACCCGUUUGCACAGCAGAAACCCUAUGAGAAUGUUCAGAACCCAGGAGUAAAAGGCAUUCCUUAUUCCAGUGCAACCGGUCAUGGUAAUGCAGUACACCAACCAACAGGGCUAACCAGCCAACCUCAAGUACUAUACUGGAACAAUGGAUUGUACAAUCUGUAUGGUUUGGGAGCAAGACCGUUGGAUCUGGGAACACCAAGUCCAAGAGUUUGGUAUGGACCAAAUCCAAGCCAUAUGCCAAGUGUGCAUAAAACUCCGGUGCCUGAGACCAACCUACUGGGAAACACACCCACCAUCCCAUUCAGCUCUUUGCCAUCAAGAGAUGAGUCUAUAAAAUGUAACAUAUACAACAGCGCUGGCAUUCAGGUUGGAGACCAUAAUUAUAUGGAGAUUGGGGGAUUGAAUUCAGCACUACUGGAAAGCACACACGUGAACUUGAAAGAAGAGCCAGCUUCUAAGUACCAAGAUAUCUUUGAUAAUAUCACUAGUCUGACUGAUAAACAUCUGGACCCAGUUAGGGAAAAUCUGGGAAGGCAAUGGAAAAACUGUGCACGUAAGCUGGGCUUCACUGAAUCUCAGAUUGAUGAAAUUGACCAUGACUAUGAGCGAGAUGGACUAAAAGAAAAGGUUUACCAGAUGCUCCAAAAGUGGCUGAUGAGAGAAGGCAGUAAGGGAGCCACAGUAGGAAAGCUGGCCUAUGCACUCUACCAGUGUUCAAGAAUAGACCUUCUGAAUUAUUUGAUACACAUCAGCCAGAGCUAAUUCCAGAAAAGGCUUUGGCAGCAUAAGGUAAUCUCACUUAGUAACACAGUGAAAAUGUGCUGCCUCAGAAUGUUCAGAAUUCUUUCCUUCCUGAUAGAGGUUCUAUGUCUGCAUAAAAUUCUCCUGCAUCCCAUAGCUGGAGCAUGGGAAAGAAAUCUAGAGCAAACAACCCACUAACCAGGAAGACCUAUUAAUGGUCAAGCCCCGCCCCCCCCCCAAAAAAAAAGCCUAAUUGGGUUUUGAAAGGGAGAGGAGAGGUAUUUGAGGAAGAUAAUUUUCUUUCAGUAUACUCCAUAACCUUCAGUGAUGCUAUUCAUUUCAUUUCCUGGAGUUUUGUUUGAGAAGGAAAAGCAAAUUCACAGAAAUGUAAACUAAGUCAACUUUCUUACCUUAUGCUCUCUUCUCCAUGUAGGCUCCAAUUAUAACCAGAGUACAGUGAAAUUGCGAGUUCUCUUCAAAUAGUUUUUUUUUUAUUAAAACUACAGUUCAUGCCAAAGCUAUAAGGUCUGUUAACUUCAGUAUCAAAUGUUGUAUCAGUCACUACAG